CAAUCCCGCGCUCCCUGGGAGGAAGAGGAGGAGCCAGAGCCCACGGGCCCCCUGCACCGCUCACUCUCGCGCGGUGCCAGCCCCGCAGUCUCCCCUUGGUCCAGCGCUGCGGCCCGCCGUGGACUUCCCCGGUGCAGACAUGGCCUCGGGCUCCGCCUGCACGGCAGUGAAGAUUGGAAUAAUUGGUGGAACAGGCUUGGAUGACCCUGAAAUUUUAGAAGGAAGAACAGAAAAAUAUGUGGAUACUCCAUUUGGCAAGCCAUCUGAUGCCUUAAUUUUGGGGAAGAUAAAGAACGUCGACUGUGUGCUUCUUGCCAGACACGGCAGACAUCACACCAUCAUGCCUUCAAAAGUCAACUACCAGGCGAACAUCUGGGCCUUGAAGGAAGAGGGCUGUACACAUGUCAUUGUGACCACAGCUUGCGGGUCCUUGAGAGAGGAGAUCCAGCCUGGUGACAUGGUCAUCAUCGAUCAGUUCAUUGACAGGACAUCCCUGAGGUCUCAGACCUUCUAUGAUGGAAGCCAUUGCAGUGCCAGAGGAGUGUGCCAUAUCCCAAUGGCUGAACCAUUUUGCCCCAAAACAAGAGAGGUCCUCAUAGAAAUGGCUAAGAAGCUUGGACUCCGGUGCCAUUCAAAGGGGACGAUAGUCACAAUUGAGGGGCCUCGGUUUAGCUCCCGGGCAGAAAGCUUUAUAUUCCGUACUUGGGGCGCAGAUGUUAUCAAUAUGACCACUGUUCCAGAGGUGGUGCUUGCUAAGGAGGCCGGAUUGUGCUACGCAAGCAUUGCCAUGGCAACCGAUUAUGAUUGCUGGAAGGAGCAUGAAGAAGCAGUGUCAGUGGAUGGGGUUUUAAAGACCAUGAAAGAAAAUGCCAAUAAAGCCAAAAGUUUACUCCUAACUACUAUACCUCAGAUAGGGUCGAUGGAAUGGUCAGAAACGCUCCGUAACCUAAAGAACAUGGCCCAGUCUUCUGUUUUACCACCAAGACAUUAAAACAGCAUGGCUGACACAAGAAGACUUUCUACUUCUAUUCUUUGGGGGAUUUGCUUAAACAAAAAUGGGAAAGAUGUGCAGCCUUCAUGCCUUUGCCUGGAAAGAAAGAGAGCUACUGCUGGAGACUCAGCCAAGACCCCGACUCCUCCAGGACCCAGAAAGAAAGCAGACAGCCUGCCGAAGUGUAAGGGAACAAAGUCCGAGAGCACAUCCGUCUCCUUCCUCCCUAUGAAACUGACAGCAAGGAAGACUGGUGAGAACAUCCUCUUCCCUACACUGCUAAGGAACCAAUACGAGCUCGAGAUGGGACUGUAUGGUUGUAAACUGGCGCCAUGUUUCUGGUACCUAGGUAUUCUAGGAGUUUCUCUUGAAGUUAUGGGAGAUUCAUUCAAAGAAUCAUGUGUAAAGGAGAUUACCUGUCAUAGUAAAAUAAUCAAAACUACCUGAAUAUCAAAAAGAUUAGGCGUGCUGUGUUUCUGUUAUACUUAGGCUGUGGAGCAAUCAAAUGGGAAUCAUGUUUUCUUACAAAGAAAGGAUCAGUCUUUCUCUACUUUUUUUUUUUUUAAAGUAUAAUCAAAUAGUAAAGUUGUAAAAGUUUAAACGGACUUAGAGAACUUUGAAACUCUUUUGAUGGUGAAACAAAGACAACCAUGUUAUAAAUGCACUGUGUAUGUGGUUCAAGAUAUACAAGCCAAAUAACCUUCCCCAAAAUAAAGAAAUAAAAAGAAGUGCUGUGUGAGGAGCUUAUAUCUUUGCUUAAGAAAGAUUCUGAGUCACCACCCAGGUACAACGAUUGUAACUGAGAUAGCCAAGGCUGGUGUUUAAUGCUAAAAUGUACAGAAAGUCAGACUGCUUCAAGGAUUAAGCUAGUGUGACGCAUUACAGGGUACCGGGUAUUUUUUUUAAAUUACUACUUGUUUCUACUCCUUUCUUUACAGUUGACACAUAAUCAGUUGGCAGUGUUUGUGUUUUCAAAUUACGGUUUUUACAGGUGCCCUGCAGCUCUUGUAAAGAGUCUGUAAAGUCAGUGUGCUUGUGUCUGAAAUUGACUUCAUGACAAUAAGCUGUUGGUUGUAAGCAUAAAUGAACUAUUUGCUCCAGUAUUAAUGUUGAGGCCCUGGAUAAGUGCAAUUGUAACUUCCGGCCCAUGUUACAAUGCUUCUGGCGCUGGCUGUUAGCAGUCCAUGGAGACUCCAUGAGUCCUGACCAAGGCUUUUGGUUGGUUUUAUUCACUGCACUGCAAGCAGUUCUUUCCUUUACCCUUGGUAGUCACCGUGUAACAGGCAUCGGUUUUGUUGCCUUUAGAAAAUGCUGCUUUCUUCAACAUGGAGAAUGACUUUCUUCGGUGGCCUUUCUAGCAUCGUUAUGUGCAAGCUUCUUUUUCCUUAAUCCUUCAUUAAGAUGAAAUAUGCAUAUGAUAACUGACUCUGGUACAACAUGACACUGUCCGUUCCAUCCAUUUUCCACUCUUCUGACAAAUGAGAUCUCAUCUCAUGUCCCUUCCACAUGCCUUAUUCAUUCAUUUGCUGAUAGACAGGUAGACUGAUUCCAUCGUGUAGUUGUUCUGAGUAGUGUUCCAAUAAACACGAGUUUGCAGACUUCUCAGAUGACCAGAUUGUACUUUUGCGUUUGUGUUGGGUCUUGGCUGUUGUUAGUAUAGAAACUCUACUUUGAGAAUUAUUAUCUAAACCAUUUGUCUGGUUGUUCUUUAGAUAGAUUCCAGACCUCAGACCUAGUCAAAGGCAUCACUUGGUCCAUGGUACUUUUUUUUUUUUUUACAACUUUGUAUUGGUUCUAAUUGAUUGAAUUUCACAUCAUGCACACCAAUCCACUCAUUCCCCACCUCCCCUCAUGCCCACCUUCCACCCUUGCAACCUCCCCUGCCAACAGAAAAAAAAAAAUCUCGUUGUAGAAGAUGUAAUAUGCUGCAUCCCACAGUCCCACAAUAUACUCUUUUGUUUAUGUUUCUUGGCUUGCAAAUGUUCAUUGCAUUGAGUUCUUGGUCUGGUACAAGGCUGCUACACUACCAAUACUGGAACUUCGCCGGGACUCUUCAUAUAUCCUGUUGUUGUCUUGUGCAAUGGAGAUCCUGUAGUUUUGGAUCUGUACGACCAACCCCUUCACUCUAGCAGUUCAUCUAUGGGGUACAUGUUGAAGUGUACCAAUUCAAAGCCAUGGAUCUGAGCCUGAGAGGUCUGAGCUGGUCAGCCCACCAGCCCUCCCACACUACCGGGAUAAGUUCUUCCCUGUGCCAGCUGACCCAUCCAAUGCUCCAGCAAAAGGCUGGUCAUCUUUGGCUAGCUCCCUGAGUCAUCUUGGGCUCUCUCCAGCCUGGGGCUAGUGGUCGAAGGCAGGGUUCUUCUAGUCUCCAGCUUGUUCCCUACCCUGGGAGCCUGUCAAGGCCUGCACAGUACCAGACUAGUGGUCAUCUCUGGCUAGCUCCCUUAGCUCCCUGUCCAGGGGACCUACUGGCACUGGAUUGGUGGUGGACUCAGGUUUGUUUUUUUUUUUCAGGAGAGGUUAGAUUACUAAUCAUUCAGAUGUUCAUAAGUCAGAACACUGAGCAAAGCAAUAGCUUCUCCUCCACCUACUGACUCACACGUGCACAACAGCCACACCCGCAAUGCCUCUAGGAGCAGGUCCAGUGUACUUUUGUUUUAACUGUUUUUGGCUCUUUAUUAAUCAGCACAUAAAUAUGCUUUGUUUCUCCUUUUCAAUAUGUAUGUGUGGUGCUGAGUAUCAAACUCAAAGCCUUGUGCAUGCCAUGCUAACACUGUACCAUGGAGCUAGACUUGCUUGGCUUCUAUUAAAAUUCUUUAUUGUGUAGUCUCUUUGACUUGCUUUAGAAUAAAAUCCUUUCUUAGUUUUUCUUUUUUUUUCCUGCCUUAGUGUAUAUAAAAUACCUUUGUUGCUGUGAGAAAGUACCUUGACAAAAGCAACAAAAGGAAAUAUGAGUUUAUUUUGCUUCACAGUUCAAGAGUGCAGGCAGAGGCAGCUGCUCACAUUGCAUACAUUGCAUCUACAAUGAAGAAGUGGACAAUGAUGAAUGCUUGUGCUCAGCUCACAUUAUCAUUUUUAUACAGUCCAGGGUCCCAGCAUAGGGAAUGGUGCCACCCAUAUUGGGUCCACUCAAGUUGGGUCUUCCCACUUUAGAAAACCUAUUCAACAUAAUCCUUAACAGGCAUGCCCAGAGUUCAUGUCCUGGGUGACUCUAGAGCUUAUCCAGAGUUGACAACUGACAUUAAGCAUAUCAUUCUCCAUUCUCUUGCUCAGCUUGACACCUCCAGUACCCCCUUCUUUCCCUUGAUCUAAUCCACUCACUAUCUGACAGCCCGUUCUCUGUACUUGCCAAGCACUUUAUUCUAUUGUUACACUGUUGCAAUCGCCCAUUUCAUUUUUCAUUGGCAUGUGGUUGUACCCCCAGGUUCUUUACAUAGUAACUAACACAGAAGAACUGUCUGUACUUCCUAAAUAAGUUGGCAAGUCUGUGAGACUUCAGCCUAUUCAUAUUUCAGCCAUCUUUCCAUUUCCAGCUGGAAUCACUGGUACCGUAGAACCUUGUUAGUCAAGCCCAAAGUAAAUAGUCCACUCUGGGUAUGUUCAGGCCACCUAGAGUCUGUUACCAAGGACCAUUUGUCAUAAUGUACAACAUAAAGCAGCCUCCCAACUAGCUAGUAAACUAGAAAAAUGAAAAAUCUAGAAAAGAAAAUGGCUUAUGUGUUAGUUAUUUAAUAAAAAUCCAGUGAGUUAUUUAAUGUAUUGCCUGAUUUAAAUUUUAUGCCUAGUAAUAUUUUUUCUGCAAUAAAUUCUUCUUUGUCUUUAAA
Rattus rattus (black rat) is the source of this 4815-nucleotide messenger RNA. RefSeq names its product methylthioadenosine phosphorylase (gene Mtap). Gene Ontology annotation, biological process: nucleoside metabolic process. The transcript is spliced from 8 exons. NCBI's taxonomy places the organism in Eukaryota, Metazoa, Chordata, Mammalia, Rodentia, Muridae. Gene Ontology annotation, cellular component: cytosol. The coding region runs from base 140 to 991 and encodes 283 amino acids. The record is from RefSeq and is a predicted model, not a curated record. Gene Ontology annotation, molecular function: S-methyl-5-thioadenosine phosphorylase activity.